This is a messenger RNA of Bipolaris sorokiniana ND90Pr, 2259 nucleotides long. RefSeq lists its product as uncharacterized. The transcript has 2 exons. The record is from RefSeq and is a predicted model, not a curated record. The coding region runs from base 1 to 2259 and encodes 752 amino acids. Gene Ontology annotation, molecular function: amino acid transmembrane transporter activity. Gene Ontology annotation, biological process: amino acid transmembrane transport. Lineage: Eukaryota; Fungi; Ascomycota; Dothideomycetes; Pleosporales; Pleosporaceae.
AUGGCGGCCGACCGUUCCUCGUCCUCGAAUCCGCCGGCAGCGUCGUCGUCUUCGGCGCGAGCAUCUCGCCAGAGCUCUCCAGCCGAGGCCCAGUCCAUUCGCGCAAGCUCGACGGCAAGGCUGGGUUCAUCUAUUCCUUCUCAGCCUAACGGCUCGCCAGCUAUACGCCAAAUACCUACACCCUCGCAGACUGCAAACUCGCCGUCAAUACAAACACCUUUACCUGGACGCGUAGACCCGCACUCGUCACUUCCUGGGCCAUCCGAGUCGAACCUCUCGUCGGCACUGAGGGAGUCGUUGGGCAAUUCUCCUCCACGAUUCGGCACCCCUCCGAUACGUCCCCUCUCUCCCGCCCAGGAAGCCGCCCCUCGCGGCCCUCCCAGUCACUAUGGCUCGUUCGACGGCCGUGGCCGCUCCCCUGUUCCCUACGAAGACCCCGAGAUUGUCCGUCGCCAUCUUGUCGGACACUAUGCCUCGCCUAGCCGCUCCAACCGCGGCCAGAUAGGCGACGAUGAUGCACAGUCGACAGGCAUGCGACCUGAGGAUGACGAAGAGCAGUUCUCCAGUCUGCAGCUUCAGGGCGGUGAUAUUACGCGACAGAUCUACAGGUGGAGCGAGCAGCAGCAGGCCGAGGAGCAGGGCAAGAUGCAGCGCAGCAAGAGCUUCCACGGGUCUCGCCGCAAGCCUGAGGACGAGGCUCUCGAUAUUGACUCGAUCCGACAGCCAGGUGGUUUCCGACGUAACUACAUUCGCAGAGCUGCGGGUAGCCCUUCGCCCGCACCCGGGCCGGCUGGAUACGGUACUGUCCAGCAGUCUCGGCAGCAGCCCCCGGUCUUUACCAGCAACUUUCUCGAGUUCCUCACUCUGUACGGCCACUUUGCUGGUGAGUCUUUGGAAGAGGACGACGAGGUGCUAGGACCUGAUGAGUACUUUUCGUCGGAUGCUCUCGACUCUGGUGCGCAAAGCGAGGAUGAAGACCGAGAAUAUGGCGAGUCGAGUGCCCUUCUUACACCGGGGAAGCGCAGGAGACGCAAGCCCAAGAAGACAGGCACAGGUUCUCCUACUGGUGCGGCUAUGCUGCUCCUCAAGUCGUUUGUCGGAACGGGUGUGCUCUUCCUGCCGCGAGCCUUCCUCAACGGUGGCAUGGUCUUCUCCAACCUCGUACUUCUCGCAGUAGCUGGCCUCUCAUACACGUGCUUCGUUCUUCUCGUCUCUACCCGUCUCGUCGUCGAACACUCAUUCGGAGACAUGGGCUUCCAUCUAUACGGCAACUGGAUGCGUAACAUGAUCAACUCCUCCCUAGUCGUCUCUCAAAUCGGCUUCUCCUCCGCUUACAUUGUCUUCGUAUCCGAGAACCUGCAAGCCUUUGUCCUCGCCGUGUCAAACUGCAAAACCUUCAUCGACAUCAAAUACAUGAUCAUGAUGCAAAUGGCCAUUUUCCUGCCCUUGUCGCUCUACCGCAACAUCAACCACAUCCAGAAACUAGCGCUGGUUGCCGAUCUCUUCAUCCUCAUGGGUCUCGUGUACCUCUACUACUAUGACAUCUUUACUAUUGUGGAUCAAGGCGGCAUCUCCGAUAUUGCAAACUUCAACGCCAAGGACUGGACUUUAUUCAUCGGCACCGCAAUUUUCACCUUUGAAGGCAUCGGUCUCAUCAUCCCCAUCCAAACCGGCAUGAAGGAUCCCAAGAAGUUCCCAAAGGUACUCGGCGGCGUCAUGAUCAUCAUCACCGUGAUUUUCCUCAGCGCCGGCGCCCUUUCCUACGCCGCGUUCGGCUCCAAGACGAAGACUGUCGUCCUGCUGAAUAUGCCCCAAGACAACAAAUUCGUCAAUGGCGUGCAGUUUAUCUACUCGUUGGCUAUCUUACUUUCGACCCCUCUGCAAAUCUACCCUGCGAUCGAGAUUACGAGUCAACAAUUGUUCAGUCGUACCGGCAAAUACAAUCCCUAUGUCAAGUGGAAGAAGAACUUUUUCCGCUUCUUCAUGGUGCUUGUUUGCGCGACGCUGGCGUGGGCUGGCGCGGGUGAUCUGGAUAAGUUUGUUAGUCUUGUGGGCAGUUUCGCGUGUAUUCCGCUCGUGUUUAUAUAUCCUCCUAUGCUCCAUUACCGCGCCGUCGCUCGCACAACAGCUGCCCGCGCUUUGGACGUCCUGCUCUGCAUCGUUGGCGCAAUCAGCAUGGUGUACACUACGACCCUUACCGUUGAGAGCUGGAUCCAGGGUGGAGCUCCCAAGGCACCUGGGUACUGUGAUAGCAAGUAG